Messenger RNA from Sus scrofa (pig), 1045 nucleotides. It is a transcript of the gene OR6P1, whose product is annotated as olfactory receptor family 6 subfamily P member 1. Gene Ontology annotation, biological process: G protein-coupled receptor signaling pathway. Gene Ontology annotation, molecular function: G protein-coupled receptor activity; olfactory receptor activity. The record is from RefSeq and is a predicted model, not a curated record. Lineage: Eukaryota; Metazoa; Chordata; Mammalia; Artiodactyla; Suidae. Gene Ontology annotation, cellular component: membrane.
AUGAGGAAUUUCAGUGGAGACCACGUAGAAGGGUUUGUUUUGGUGGGCUUCGCUGCCUCUCCACCCCUUCAGCUGCUCCUCUUUACCCUCUUCCUUGCAAUGUACUUGUUGACAUUGCUGGAGAAUGCAUUCAUUGUUUCUACCAUCUGGCUCACUGCAAGCCUUCAUCGCCCAAUGUACUUUUUCCUUGGCCACCUCUCUUUUUUGGAGCUGUGGUAUAUCAAUGUCACGGUUCCUCGACUCUUAGGAGCAUUUCUUUCCCAGAACCGUAGAGUCUCCUAUGUAGGUUGCAUGACCCAACUUUAUUUCUUCAUUGCCUUAGCCUGUACUGAAUGUGUCCUGUUAGCAGUCAUGGCCUAUGACCGCUACUUGGCCAUCUGUGAACCUCUCCGUUAUCCUAGUCUCAUGCCUUCCAGCAUGGCCACUCGCCUUGCUGCUUCCUCUUGGGGCAGUGGCUUUUUCAGCUCCAUGAUGAAGCUUCUUUUCAUUUCCAGACUGUCUUACUGUGGACCCAACAUCAUCAACCACUUUUUCUGUGAUAUCUCUCCACUACUUAAUCUCACUUGUUCUGACAAGGAACAAGCAGAACUAGUAGACUUCCUCUUGGCCCUGGUGAUGAUUCUACUCCCCCUAUUGGUUGUGGUUUCAUCAUAUGUGGCCAUAAUUGCAGCCAUCCUAAGGAUUCCUACUGCCCAAGGACGCCACAAAGCCUUCUCCACUUGUGCCUCUCAUCUGGUAGUGGUUGUUAUCUACUACUCCUCCACUCUCUUUACCUAUGCACGACCCCGGGCCAUGUACACCUUCAACCACAACAAGAUCAUCUCUGUCCUCUAUACUGUCAUUGUACCAUUCUUCAAUCCAGCCAUCUACUGCCUAAGAAACAAGGAGGUAAAGGAUGCCUUCAGGAAGACUGUGCUUGGAAAAUGCCACUAUCCCAGGGAUGUCCCAGACUGAUGUACAAUACAGCCUGGCAGGAAAGAUGAAACAUCAUCUUAAGAGUGACAUAUCAAAGAAUUAAUAACAUAGACUUAAUGGAAACAAAAUA